This is a messenger RNA of Oryctolagus cuniculus (rabbit), 25565 nucleotides long. Lineage: Eukaryota; Metazoa; Chordata; Mammalia; Lagomorpha; Leporidae. The record is from RefSeq and is a predicted model, not a curated record.
GACUAGAACCCGGUGUGCCAAUGCCGCUAGGUGGAGGAUUAGCCUAUUGAGCCAUGGCACCGGCCUCUUCUUUUUCCUUUAUAUCAUCUUUGUCUGAAAAUUGAUAUUAAAGUUAAAUGUUAUUUUUUAAAAAUUGAUUUCAUGGAAUCUGCCUGGAUACCUUACACUCUCUGGUCACCUUAAGCAGUGAGUGGCUUUUCUGAAAUGACCUAAGCAACUAAUCAUAAAGUGAUUUCUUAACAAAGUUUUAUUUCUAUGUUCAGAAGGCAGAAGGAGAGAGGAAGAAUGCGGGAGAAAGCUAGAGAGAGAUACACUGAUCUCCCAUUUGCUGGUUCACUCUCCAAAUACCAAUAAAUCUAGGGCUGGGUCAGGCCAAAGCCAGGAGCCAGAAGCUGCCUCUGCGUCUCCUGUGUGUAGCAGGAACCCAACCACCUGAGUCGUCAGUGCUGCUGCCUGGAGUGUGCAUUAGCAGGAAGUUGGAGUCGGGAGCCAGAGCUGAGUAUUGAACCCAGGCACUCUGUUAGGCCAAACACCCUUCCCAAGGAAGCACCUUUCAAAUAAUGAAUGUACCAAACUGAAAGCAACGUCUGUGGUGUGUGCAUUAGCAGGAAUCGGGAUUGGAAGUAGAGGUGAGAUUUGAUCUCAGGCCCUUCAGUGUGUCACCCAUGUUGGAGGCCUAUAUUGAAUUCCUGGUCCUUGGCUUUGGUACAGCCUAGUCACAGAUGUUGUGGGCAUUUGGGGGAGGGAACAGAAGGUGGAAACACACACUUGUGUUUUCUGUCUCUGCCUUGCAAACAAACAAAUUUAUUUUAUAAAGUACUUUCUUGGGGGCUGGUGCUGUGGAAUAAUGGCAUGCAGUGCCAGCAUCCCAGAUGAGUGCCAGUUCAAGGCCCAACUGCUCUAUUUCCAAUCCAGCUCCCUGCUAAUGGCCUGGGUAAGUGAUGGAAGGUGGCCCAAGUGCUUGGACCCCUGUACCUGGGUGGGAGACCCAGAAGAUGUUCCUGGCUCCUCGCUUCAGAUAAGCCCUGCUCCACUGUUGUGGCCAUUUGGAGAGUGAACCAGCCAAUGGAAGAUCUCUCUCUUUCUCUCUUUCUGUCUCUCCCUCUCUCUCUGUAACUCUGCCUCUCAAAUAAAUAAAUAAAUCUUUAAAAAAAUACCAGAAAACAGAAAUGUACCUUUGAAGCAGACAGGACUUGGCACAACUUCUGCAAUAUGUCUUAGAGAUGGUUCAAAGUAUUCUUAAUCAUUCAGGACAGUGGUUUCCAACCAGAUUUAGCCAUGUCUGAAGGAAUUUGGAGUAGCUUUCUCAAAAUCCACACAUCUGGACAUCCCUCUUGCCUAUGGGAUCCAGAUCCCUGAUAACUGAUAUGUCUGUAAAUGGUUAUUGUUCUUACUAAGUCGGUGCAUAUUAAAUAGCACAUAUGAGGAUACUUCAAAAAGUUCAUGGAAGAAUGGAAAUAAAAGACAAGUUUAAAUCAUAUCUAUAUGAAGGAAUCAGUGUACUCCUAAUUAAUGAACUUGCUCCUGGGUGUUUUCUAUCUCCAUAGUUUUAGUCAAAACCAAAGAGUGGGCACAGUGCUUCAUUAGAAGUGUCUCGUGGUCCUUGUCAAAACAAGUGUAGCAGUGACAGCUGAGGACAUGAGAGUGAAGCCAUCAGAUCCUUGCAGCUCGCUGCUCCUGCUAGUGCACUGGUGGAUGGCGCUGAGGUCUGGUACAGUGUGAGUGUGACACAUACUUCUACAUGUUCCUAAGCCUGUCCCCCAGGAGGCAAGGGGGUGGCACCUGCAGCUCUACAGAGUUCUUGAUGUGCUCAGAAGCUUUGUCAAGCUUACUGAUAGCUGACUCCUAUCUUUGUUAUGUUUCCUUGUCUCCUUGUUUUACAAGCAGAACUUCCUUCUGUCAACUCUUUCCCACAUGGUCUGCUCUGUAAACAAAUACUGGGGUGUGCGUUGGUGGGGGCAUCCUGCAUUGUGGUGCAGCAGGUAAAGCCACUGCCUGCAAUGCCAGUGUUCUGUAUAGGCGCUGGGUCUAGACCUGGCCACCCUACUUCUGAUCCAGCUCCUUGCUAAUGGCCUGAGAGAGCAGCAGAAGAUGGUCUAAGUGCUUUGGCCCCUGCACCCAUGUGGGAGACCUGGGUGAAGUUCCUGGCUUCUGGCUUCAGCCUGGCCCAUCCUUGGCUAUUGCAGCCAUUUGGUUAGUGAACUAGCAAUUGGAAGAAAUUCUCUCUCUCUCUCUCUCUCUCUCUCUCUCUCUCUCUUUUUCUUCUUCCUUCUUCCUUCUUCCUUCUUCUCUGCCUGUAACUCUGCCUUUCAAAUACAUAAAUAAAUCUUUAAAAACAAAACCCAAAUACUGGAGUGGGAGGAGGGAUGGGAAGUACAUUAACAGAUGAGGAAUGAAAGAUGUGCUGUUGCCUUUUAAUGGAGUGGGUGGGAUGGGGUGUUGGUGGUGGAGUGUAUUUCUCUGCUUUUUGUUACUUUAACUAAAAUACCCAGGAGGAACUUGUUGGGAAAAAGAGGUUAUUUUCACCUUACAGUUUGGAGGUUAUAGUUCAGGAUCAGGUUGUCCCAUAGACCAGCGUCUAUGGAGGCUGCUCCUGGUGGGUGCACAGGAAUGAUCACAUGGUGAGACAGUGAGCCAAGAGAGAUGCAAGACUGAACAGCUCAACAGUCAGCCCUCUUGCAAGAACCAUGCUCCGAGGAAACACCCCCAAUGACCUAAACACCUCCCACCAGCCCCGCUUCCUAGCUGCCACCUUUACUAGAUCAAGUCUCCACCCUGAAUUCAGCAGCUAUUAAGACAUUGGAAUUUAAACAUCUGCAUGAGUUUUGAGUCCUACUUAACCCAUAACGGGGAGGAGGGGUGUGAAAGAAAGGAAAAGGAACUGACUUCACGUUUUCCCUGAGUCUGGGAGGUGAAAUGUGGGAGAAUGCAGUUUGUCUUAUUCCCUGUGAGGUUCCUCUUGUAACAAAACAGAGCACUGGUUUGAUUUAAUACAUGUUACCUGUGCCUGCUUCCUUCUGCCUAAAAGAUCUUUCCCUCUGUAACUAGCCAGUGUUUCCCAUGACAUGUGUAUCUCAAUUGUCAUUUCCAGUGAGCCUCUCCAUUGCCACAUGUUCACCUCAUCCCUUGGUCUCUGGUCUUGGUCUUCUCCCCUCAGUGACUAAGGGGCUUGAGCUGCCAUGUCCACUUUUGUGUUGCUUUAUGGUCUCAAGAUUUGCUUCACGCUUUUUAUGAAGAAGCACAGUAGCCUUUUAGAGGACCACUCUGCCUUUUGGGCCACUUCUGCAUCCAGGAAGACUGAGCUGGUGUCUACAGGCCCUCCACAAUCUCUGAAUAGAGGCUCUGCCAUCAGCCAGUAGCUUCCCAGAUGACGAGCAGAUUAACCUCUGCCCCUGACUGCUUAGCCUGAACACCACGGAAGAGUUCAUUGUGUUCUUUGAGCUGGUUAUAGCUGAUUCGGCUGUUUUCCUAGAGAGUUUACUAAUAGUUCUGGUGGGAGGAGAGGGGGAGCAUAGACUGGCUUCAAACAUUCCAAAGAUCCAGCAAGACCUGUUUGGGGCCUCUCCUUUCAGAAUCAGGAAGUGUCAAGGGGCUGGUUUAUCCAGAUGUGCGGGAGCACCCUUAGAAAGGGCUAAACAUUGACCCACAUACUUGGGCUGGGAAGGUUCACCAAGGUACACCGAGGAGCUUUCUUCCCUCCCUGGCCCUCCCACUCUCCUUACCUCUGCCCAGCUUCUCUCACUAGGAGUUUGUAAUAUACCCACUAGUCUGCCCUGCCUCUAUUGAGUUCUCUAUUCAGCAGAGCAGGGUUCUCCUCAAAUUAACUGUUGUUUCAUUGAGGAACAACUUGAUUUUCAAGAAAUACAAUGUUGCAGGCUAAGUGUCUGGUAUUUAGGAAGUCACACUGGCAACUUUUUAACCUCAGGUAGCUGUAUACAAUGUAUACAAAUGUAUACAGUUUGCCAGCCUGUCUUUGGUGUAUGUUUGAGAAACAACAUUGGUAAGGAAUAGAAUUUAGUAUUUCUUUGCUCUAUGUCAAAAGAAUAAAAAAUCAGAGUGUAGAGGUAUUCUUUGGGGGCCUUUGGUAAAUUUGAUCGGAGCAGGUAUUUUGAAAGAGAGUCCAAUAUCUCCCUUAAGGUCAAGAGAACAAUCCCUAGGAGUCACACUGACAACUGCAGCUCAAAGCAGAUUGGAUUUGCAUGUACUUUCUCCCUCGCCCCUCCCCAUCUCCUCCUGCACUUACACUAAACACUUGCCUUGCUUGCUUACUUGAGCUAUUCCUGUAUCAAACAUUAGUUUCUUUUCUUUUUUGUCACUGCAAAUUGUUUAUUAAAACACAAAGAAAUGGACAAACAAUAGUUUCUUAAACUGGUUGUCUCCAUUCAAAAACUUCCAAAAGUCUGUGGAAAAUGGAAUGGACAGAGAAGUUUAUUUUACUGCAAAAACGUUUGAAAUCCAUGGAUGUGCCCGGUCUUCAAAGCCUUCAUGGCAAAUGCUCCUUAUGAAAGAACUAUGCAUGGGUUUCAAAAAAUGCACCACAAUAAACUUAUAUAUUUUUUAAAAGAUUUAUUUUAUUUUUUUGAAAGGCAGAGUUAUAGAGACAAAGAGAGACAGAAAGUGAGAUCUUCCAUCUACUGGUUCACUCCCCGUGGCUGCAACAACCGGGACUGGGCCAGGCUGAAGCCAGGAAUCAGGAGCUUCAUCCAGGUGCUUCUGUGGGUUCAGGGGCCCAAGCAUUUGGGCCAUCCUCCGCUGCUUUCCCAGGCCAUUAGAAGGCAGCUGGAUUAGAAGUAGAGCAGCUGGGACUGGAACCAGCACCUGUAUGGGAUGCCAGUGUCACAGGUGUCAGCUUUUUUUUUUUUUUUUUUUAGAUUUAUUUAUUUAUUUGAAAGGCAGAGUUAGAGAGAGAGACAGAGAGAGAUAAAGAGAGAGAGAAAGGUCUUCCAUCUGGUGGUUCACUCCCAAGAUGGUUGCAACAGCUAGAGCUGUGCUGAUCCAAAGCCAGGAGCCAGGAACUUCUUCCCAGUCUCCCAUGCAGGUGCAGGAGCCAAGGACCUGGGCCAUCUUCUACUGUUUUCCUAGGCCAUAGCAGAGAGCUGGAUUGGAAGUGGAGUAGCCAGGACUCAAACCAGCACCCGUAUGGGAUGUCGGCACUGCAGGUGGCAGCCUUACCUGUUAUGCCACAAUGCUGGCCCCACGGUAUCAGCUUUAACCUGCUACAUGGCCAUACAGGCCCUAAUAAGCUUAUCUUCUAAUUCAGUUUUCUGUGAACUUUUUGGAGUCGCCUCCUGUAACUUGAAUGCCAUUUUGUCAGCUAAAGAUUAGGAAUAUGUUUAUGAUGAGCAUCGUAGUUUUCACCCACAAAAUAGCUACACUGACAAGAAGGGGCUACACAGUCACAUUGAACACCUACCAUAAGCAAGUCCUGAAUCAUGCGAAGAGAAACGUUUGCCAGGCUGCUGCAUGGAGACCCAGGGCUGGACAGCUCUCCUGGCUGGAGAGAAAGCAUGGCUGGCUGGCUCAGCCCUGCCCACAGCCUGCUGUGGCCCUUGGGACUGGAGGUUUCCUGCAUGUUUGGGGCUGAAACUGGCUGGGCGGGGCUUCCUCUUUCCCUGAGCCUGGGCAUUGGACUGUGUGGAGUCAAACCCAGUGUUUCCCCUACUUGCUUAGAGAUCGAGGGCACAGGAUUUAAAGUCUCUGUGUCUGUUCCUCAGUUGAGCAUGGGAUACAGAGAGCAGCUCCCUCCUGGGGUAUGUAAGAGGAUUCGUUGGGGAGCUCACUUGGGACGAAGUGUGCUCCACCAUAAGCACUUGUUGCAAGUAGUCAUCCUUGAGCUAUGAGUAUAGAAUACAGAGACUGGAAAAUCAGGGUGCAGAUAUUUAUUUUUCUCAUGUAGUUAGAACUUCAGCAGUAGGCGGUGCAAGACUGGUAUUGUGGUAGUUUCAUGUGGCCAUUACCGGACUUCAAUAUUUAUCCCCACAAGAUUGAUUUAUUUAUUUGAAAGGCAGAAUUGCUGGUUCACUCCCCAAAUUGCUAGAAUAGGCACGGCUAGGCCAGACAGAAGCAAGGAGCCAAGAGCUUCAUCUGGGUCCCCCAUGUAGAUAGGAUUUGGGCCAUCUUCCAUUGCUUUCCCAGGCACAUUAGCAGGGAGCUGGAUCAGAAGUGGUCACUGGAACUUGAACUGGCACCCAUGUUGGAUGCUGGCGCUGCAGUCAGUGGCUUAACCCAUUAUGUCACAAUUCCCUAAGACUUCAGUAUUUCUACUCUGCUGUCCUUACUGUAUCCUUUUCACUUCAUAGUCACAAUAUGGCUGCCUCAGCUCCAGUUUCCUUGUUAAGUUUAAAGCAUGAAGAAGAGGAAAGUCAGAGAGCCAAGGAUUAGCACCAGCUGAAUGACCUCUCCUAAUAAAAUAAUUUCCCAGAAGACACCAUUGUCAAUGUCUACUUAGAUCCUGUGGGCCAAUAUUCUAUCACAUGACUUAUCUGUAAGAGAAGAAAGGAAAUGCAGUCUUUAAAUUGUGUAUAUUAUCAUUCCCUAAACAUCCAGGUUACUCUUGGAAGAAUUCAUAAAGGGAAGUUGGGUAUGCAAACUAGAGUGUCUGCCACAGCUGGUACCUCAGUAUUGUUGCACAGACAUUGUCCUUGAAUGUGGCUGUUGCUGGAGAUGGGCACUUUGGAAGAAGAUGAUUUCAGAAUUUGGACUCAUGGUAGUAUGCAGCCCCACUAGGGACCGGUCCUGGAGUGAAGCAGCUGUCAUCUGCAUUCUGACCACUUCCACUGACUCCUUCUGUGUCUUUCUCCUACCUUCCCAGCCUCCCCUCUUUCAGUACCACCCGGGGAAGUGAGUGUCCUUAUCCAGUCUUUUCCCUGUCUUCUGUUGCCUGCAAAUUCCAGGGUGUCUUGAGGGGAACUCCUGGGGGCAGCUUGUCUGGUGGCCCUGCCGGUGCUGAAGACAGGAUGCACAACAGCCCAGGUAUCUGCCAGAGAAGGGAGGGGUGAAGUGGCGUGCCUUUGGAGGACUUGUCUGUGUCCAGCUCUCCACCUGCUGUGUGCUUCCCUGCUGCACCAAUUCCUUAGGCCUGUGUGUUUCCUCUGUUUUAUUGGCAUUCUGUUCCCAUGCUGCCUGCUGAUGAAAUGGGAAAAGAGCCUUUGCUGGACCUUGUCAGUGGGGUGGGUGAGUGCACUUGGCUCUCCCUCUUGGGCCCAGGGAUGCUGUUUCCCACCAGUGGGGGUCAUCCCUGGGGUGACAGAUUCACAGCACACAGCUGCCCAUGGUUUGGGAUUUGGGGAUGGGAGGGAGCCAGAUGUCAUCCUCUAAAACACCACCUUCAUCAGCAACAGUGAGACUGUUCUCAGCCUGGGAAGCAUGCAGGCCUGGGCUGUGCUAGGGCCAGCUCAUUCACAGGCAGCGUGGUGGCCUGUGUUUGGUUAGGAGCGCCAUGGCGGCUCCCAGGAAGCAGCUUUCCAUACCUGUUGGCAGCUGCCUCACUUUCCCACCAGAAUCAGCCAAGUUCCCUUUCAGAAAGGGCCUGCUGCAUGGCUUCUCAGGAUUUGCUUCAUAUCUCAGAAUUUCUGACUCCAUUAGCUUCACAGUGUGGGACUAAUGCAAACAUAAUACAGGGCAGCUUGUUAGGAAGGCAUCAAGUUAAGACUAGAAAUGGUGUCUCUGACCCGCUCCCAUACAAACGUGUCUCUUAGUCAAGUGCACUAUAAAUACGGUGGAUGAGCAAGGGAAGAGAAUUGAUUGAAAAUCUAUAUUUAUAUUAUGUAGCACUACUUAAAACUCAGAGAGGGAAAGAGAGAGAGAAAGACGUUUCUCCCAUCAGCUAGUUCAGCGAUGUCUCUUCCAUCAGCUUGUUCAGGCCCCAAAUGUCAUGCAGCAGCCAGGGCUGCAGAGGCCAGGAGCCUAGAGCUCUGUCUGGAUAUUCCACAUGGGUGGCAGGGAUCCAAGUACUUGAGCCAUCACCUGCUACCUCCUAGGGUGUGCAUUAGCAGGAAGCUGGAGUUGGAAGCAGAGCUGGGACUCAAACCCAGGCGUUCCAGUUUGAUAGGCCUUUCUUCAGAGGUAACCAAUACUUUUAUUCUGUCAUGUAGCGUUCCAUAUUUUUUUCUAUGCAUGUUUGAUUACCUGAGGGUAUUAUACUUAAAAUUGCAUAUAGGAUUAUGGUGUGCAUUGUGCAACUUUCUGUUUGAAAGAGCAAUUUGCUUGAAGAUCCUGAUAUGCCAGUACAUGUAUACUUAUUUCACUCUUUUUCAUCGUUAUGUAGUAUUCUGUAUUACAGAUGUACUGUUGGGCAUUCUGGUUGUUGUUAUGUUUUUUGUUUUGAGCUUUGUUGGGCUUUUUUUGUGUGAUGAAUGUCUUUUUUUAUCUUAAAGAUAUAUUUUAUUUAUUUGAAAGUCAGAGUUACAGCAAGAGAAAGAAAAGACACACACAGAGACAGAUCUUCCAUCCACUGGUUCUCUCCCCAAAUGGCUGCAAUGGCUGGGGCUGAGCCAGGCCAAGCCAGGAGCCAGGAGCUUCUUCCAGGUCUCUCACAUGGGUACAGGGGCACAAGCACUUGGGCCAUCCUCCACUGCUUUCCCAGGUGCAUUAGCAAGGAGCUUUCGGAAAAGAAGCAUCCAGGAAUCGAACCAGUGCCUGUAUGGGAUGCUGGCGCUGUAGGCAAUGGCUUAACCCACUGUGCCACAGCGCUGGCUCCAGUGAUGAAUUCUUGUAUUUGUCUUCCUGGGCAUAUGUGUGAGCAUUUUUCCAGGAUAGACACUGAAAUGUAAAAUACUUGAGGCAUAGGAGGUAUGCACUUAAGUUUUUAAUAACUACUUCCAAAAUUGCCUUCUUAAUGUCACCGAGCUAUGGUCCCAGGAGUGUGUGUGAGUUUCAACAUACUUUUUGACAUGUUUUCAGAUAACCUUUCCUGUUGAGCUUUUGUACACUUUUUUUUGACAGGCAGAGUGGACAGUGAGAGAGAGAGACAGAGAGAAAGGUCUUCCUUUUGCUGUUGGUUCACCCUCCAAUGGCUGCCGCGGCCGGCGCGCUGCAGCCGGCGCACCGCGCUGAUCUGAUGGCAGAAGCCAGGUACUUAUCCUGGUCUCCCAUGGGGUGCAGGGCCCAAGCACUUGGACCAUCCUCCACUGCACUCCCUGGCCACAGCAGAGAGCUGGCCUGGAAGAGGGGCAACCGGGACAGAAUCCGGCGCCCCGACCAGGACUAGAACCCGGUGUGCCGGCGCCGCAAGGUGGAGGAUUAGCCUAGUGAGCCAGGGCGCCGGCCUUGUACACAUUUUUGUUACAUGGCCUCUUCUGGGGCUCCAUUUAGCGUGUAUGUAUGCAGUGAUGCUUCUAUUUUGAAAUAGUGAGAAACACCAAAUCACUUUUACACCAGUGAAGCAGCAGUGGUGCGCUGAGAAACUGCCCUUGAAGGCUUUCUCCUGGAGCUCAGUAUGCAUGGACAAGAGCCACUCUUCAGAUAACACUGAGCAUCACUCUUUACAGUUGAUGCUGUUGGUUUCCUCAUAAGUAUCUGUCUGUCCUACUCCUUUCUUAUUGGCCUGACCGUUCCUUCUUUUUUUGCCCUGCAAAAAUGACCCCCGUUCGGGGGUAAGUUAUGGGAAUGGCAUUUUCUCUGCCUCUUGAGUUUAGAUGUGAGCACAGGAGGCAGUUCUGUCAACAAGGACUGUGUGGACCUUCUGCGAAAUGAUUCCUCUUGCAAAGAGAGACUUGGGAAGUGAGGACUCGUCUUUUGCACGCGUCCUCUCUGGUGCUGACUCCCGUGGCGGUCAUCACUACGUGUGCACGGGAACUGCAUGCUGAGGCUGGUGGAACGGGGAGAUGGAAGGGAACUGGGUCGGCUAGGGCAUUAGGGGUGCUCUCGACUAUAGGAAGCAGCCACUCAACCGCACACGCUUGAGUAGGGAGUUCUUUUCCCCACUUAUCGUGGCUCAGCUUCCCAGUGGUGUCAGCAAGGCUCAGAUGGUUCCACCUCCCAUGAAUGACUUUGCCUCCCCUUUCUUCUUGUUACCUCCUGGCUAUAAGAUGGCUGCCACAGCUCCAAGGAGGAGGAGCUCUGGUUAAGCAGAAAGCCGAGGACUCUCGGAGGUCUUGCUCUUGUGUCUCAUUGCCAGUGCUGCUCACGUGGCCAUUUCUACGUCAGGGGUAGCUGAGAAGUCAGACAGCAGGCAUGGCAGAGAACAAUGGUCAUGAUUUCCUUAUUAGACAAAUUAUGUAUGAUAUUUACCCCCUGCUGCAAUUUUCCCAGACUUUGGCAGUUAAAAACUGUCUUGCUGCUUGAGUCAUUGUGAGAUGGUUUUUUUUUUUUUUUUUUUUUUUUUUUUUGCUACUCACAGCCAAAACAGAUCUAACAUACAAUUAAACAAAUGGGAAUCUAAUGCUAAUGAUUACUGUACUUUGUCCUUAAGACCUGGUGGGAAUCAUGUGUUCCUUUGAUGGAUUUAAGUUAUUUGUGCUGUUCCAGCCCACAUUCCCUACAUAGUCUGCUAAUAACACUGUUAUUUUCUUUUGGGAGACCACCUGUCUCAUUCUUGGCUUAUGUGGCUUUGGGGCAGCUGAGUUCGUGUGGGCACACGCCCCAGGCCCGGCUGGAGUUCUCAUCGUAGGUUCCCUGAGACAGUGAGAGUCCGCUGUAAGCCUCUGGCUGCAGCGUCCGAGACAGGGUAAAGCUACCACAGGAAAUGGGAGCUGCAGGAAGGAGAGUUUUGUGUUCACAUCAUUGGGACCAUCUCUCCCUGGAUUCUUCACUUUUACUGCAUACUUUUUUUUUUUUUUAAGAUUUAUUUAUUUGAGGGGCUGGUGCUGUGGCAUGGAGGGUUGAGCCUUUGCCUUCAGUGUUGGCAUCCCACAUGGCACCGGUUAAGUCACAGCUGCUCUACUUCCAAUCCAGCUCCCUGCUAAUGCUCCUGGGAUAGCAGUGGAAGAUGACCCAAGUGCUUAGGCCUGUGCACCCACGUGGGAGGCCUGGAAGAAGCACCUGGCUCCUGGCCUCAGAUUGGCCCAGCUUUGGCUGUUGCAGCCAUUUGGGGAGUGAGCCAGUGGAUGGAAUCUCUCUCUCUCUUUCUCUCUCUGUUCAUCUCUCUGUAUCUCUGCCUUUCAAAUGAAAUAAAUCACUCUUUUAAAAAAGAUUUAUUUAUUUGAAAGACAGAGUGACAAAGAGAGAUAAAGGGUGUGAGAGGCAGAGAGAUUGAUCUAUCUAGUGAUUCACUCCCCAAAUGACUACAAUGCCUGGGGCUGGUCCAGGCCAAAGCCAGGAGCUCUGUCCUGGUCUUCUAUGUGGGUGGCAGGGGCCUAAGCACGUUGGCCAUCUUCCACUGCUUUUCCCAAGUGCCUUAGCAGGGAGCUGGAUCAAAAGCUGAGCAGAAGGGAUUUGAACCUGUGCCCUGAUAUAGGAUGCCCAUGCCUCUGGUAGCAGUCCAACUUGCUGCACCACACGCCAGCCCCUCUGUGUAUCUUUCAGGUUGUGUUUUGGUGUUUGCUCCCGAGUGCUACCAUGUGGCCUCUAGACUUCUAUCUUUUUGAGUCUUGGUUGACUCUGAAAUAUGUUUUGGUCAGUUUGGGAGGCGGCGUUGGUGGGAGCAAACAGUUCUGUGCCCCUCGUCCAGGCUGAAGUGAGAGUGACACAGAGAAGAAAAGCUGAGUUCCCUUAUCAAUCCUCCAAUCCGAUAUGAGGGAGAUGCAUGGUGUGGCACCAGAGGCCCAAGCUGAGAUGUUACAGCUCAGCAUAGCUUCCACUGGACAUGCCCACAGUGGGUGGCAGGUGAGGUGGCACAGCAGUCCUGGUGGGGACAGUAGCGGUGAUAAUCGCUGAGCCCUGCCUGGUGCUACCUAAGCCCUUUACACCCAUUGUCUCAUUUAAUCCUCAGAACAACAGCCUGAGUUCACAAGGUGGGGCUUGAGCAGCCGGUUCUGCCGCUGGUCUUAGCCCUCAGUGACAAUUUCCAGUUUGCCUGAGCGGCCUCUGCUCUGAGUUCCAUGAUCUUCUCGCAUCCGUGCUCUCCCACAGUUUUGGUCGCAGAGCAGCCUCUCUGCGUUCCACGCACCUGUCUCUUAGCCUUGUCCUGUGAACCUUCUCUGCCUUUCUUGAUCACUUUAGUUGGAAGGAGCAUAUUCCUUGGUAUGGCUGUUUCUAAUCUUUUCUGAUAUUGUGGACCUUUUAUUACCCUCUAGAAAAAUGUGUAUAUGCAGGUAUGCAUGCCCUUGCUUGCCGUUCCAUGGGCACAUAAAUAUUCGGAAAACCACUCUUUUUUUCUUUACAUGUUUAGCCGUUUCUCAUAACUGAUGGGGUAGACAUGCAAGACGGUGGGGCUGAUGUCUCUGCUCUGUGAAUAUCUUCCCCGUGUUUACCGAUUCUUCCUGAUCUGUUAUGAGGGAAGGGUAGUCGCAAUCAUUUGCUGGGUAUAUUCAUGUAUUAUAAGGUAAUUGGUUGACAACAGAAGGUGGCUGCAUACGUAGGCCUCUGCCAUAUGCACAGAAGAUCCAAUAAAGAUCCAGGUUCCUGGCUUUGCCUGGCCCAGUCCUGGCUGUGGCAGGUAUUUGGGGAAUGAGCAGGUGGAUGGAAGAUCUCUGUCCUUCUGCCUUCUAAGUAGAUGAAAAUAAGUAUCUUUUUUAAAAAGCUAAAAAAAAAUAAGGUAAUUAGCAAGUUAUUUGUCAAAUCAAUCUGUAAAGUUUUUUGUUUAGGGUAGCAGUUUGAAGGAGGCCUGUUUUUUUCUGCUUUGUUUUCUGCCAUUUCAUCAGUGUUCUGAGUAGUGACUGUGGAUCAUAGUCCACAGUCCUGGAAUUAGGAAUUUUCAUUCUGGGAAGUUAACUGGACCAAGAGGAAGUAAAAUGGUCCGUGUGGAUACUUAGCCUUGUCAAACUUAACAGGCUCAAGAAAUGACUGCUAUGGACCUACCAUGUUGUAAGGAUGCCUGUUUUACAGGGAAAGCAGGAAUUCUUAGAUUUUGGUUGCAUUAAAACCUGUAUACAAUUUUCAACCCUACUUUUUACUGGUUUCCAUUAGUUGUAUACAUGAAACCUGAAAAUGAGCUCUUUUUUUUUUUUCUUAAGGCUGGCCAACUGUUAACAUUCUGCUUCAUGCAUGAAUUGCAUCUUUUGUGUCUGGGUUAUUGGUGCUAAGAUUUAAAAUCAGGACUGUUUUGGUGUUGAAAAAAACUGACUUCUUUUAUCUCUGAAAUCACCCAGUAGGAAAAACAUGCCAUUCAAAGUAGUGUUCAUGUUUUUUUGACAGACGGACGGACAGACAGACAGACGUGUUAGCGCUUUCCCAACAAACUAAAGCCUCUGUUUAAUACGAUUCCUCCUCACAGGAGCAGAAAUAUGUGUUUUGACAAAGCAGUUUCUUGGUCUAGAAUUCUUUUGUCUGGGCUCCCUCUUGCAGAACGGGUGUUCCCUGCUGGGCAGUGAGUGAGGCUGGCGGGGUUGAGGGUCAGCAUCUCCAGGCCUCCAGACCUGGGGAGCAGCAGCCCCCAAUAGAAUGCACCAGGAAGACCACAGUGUCCCCCCACCAGGACCCCAACAGGGGCUGUGCUCCAAGGCCCAAAAAGCACCCUGCUUGCUGUAGCUUCCUGUUGGAUCCUGGAUCACAGGACUUUGGAUUCUGUUUCACAGUAGGUAUGAAGUUAAACACAUUCAAAGCAUUCAUUUGGUCCUCUCUUCUAUAUUUUUAUUUAUUUGAGAGAGAGAGAGAGAGAGAGAGAGAGAGAGAGAGAGAAUGCUCCCACCCUCUGGUUUACUCCCCAAGAUACCUGCAAAGGCCAGGGCUGGGGCUGGGCAGGGCAGGGCAGGGCAGGGCAGGAGCUUCCCCGCAGGGUCUUUCAUUAGCAAACAGGAAGCUGGAAUCAGGAGCUAGAGCUGAUUUUUUUAAAAUUUUUAAAAAAUAAUUAUUUAUUUAUUUAUUUGAAAGGCAGAGAUGCUGAGAUACAGAGAGAGGGGGAGAGACAGGGCAGGGUGGAGGGAAGGGGUCUUUUAGCUGCUGAUUUACUAACCAAAUGGCCGAAGGCAGAAGUCAGGAGCUUUAUCCAGGUUUGCUGCUUUCCUAGGCACAUCAGCAGGGAACUGGAUCGGAAGUGGAGCAGCUGGGACUGGGACUGGCAUUCAUAAGGGAUGUGGGUGUCCUAAUCAGUAGCUCCACCCACUGCAGUGAGGGACAUGGCCAUCUUGCCCACCGGGAGAGGCCCCCUCUGGUCUUUCCUGUGAGCAGCUGUCCUUCCAAAACAGACCUCAGCAUUUCACUUUAAAACCAUGUGGGCUGGCGUGAGGCAUUUGCCACUGCUCUUGUUCUUGUUUUUGUCCCAUGUUAUACAACUUGUUUUUCUAGAAUUCUCCAAGCUUUUGUACACUGAAGAAAGAAUCUGAGCAUCAAAAUUUUAAUCCUGAUUACAUUCCAUCUCAAAUCCAGCUCAACUUCAAAGACACUUGCUCAGUUGUAAGGUGUAGUGUGCUAAAUUGAAAACCAUGUUGCUGUAAGAGUCUUCGUUGCCGAGGCCCAGGUGUAGUGGCUUCCCUCUGGCUUGUUUUGGAGCUGAUCUGAUCUGCAUGAACAUUUUCUUCCCCUUUUGCUUGACUAUAUCAGAUGAUGGCAUUUGUCUUUUUUUUAAGGAUUUAUUUAUUUACUUGAAAAUCUGAGUUAUAGAAAGGGAGAAACACACACACACUGACCAAACUUCCAUCCACUAGUUCACUUCUGAGAUGGCCAUAGUGGCCAGGGCCGGGCCAGGCCGGAGCCAGGUGCUUCAUCCAGGUCUCCCAAAUGGGUGGCAUGGGUCCAAAUACUUGGGCCAUCUUCUGCUGCUUCCCUGAGCCAUUAUUAGGGAGCUGGAUCGGAAGUAGAGCAGCCGGAACAUGAACUGGAGCCAUAUGGGAUGCCAGCACCCCAGGCAAUGGCUUUACCUGCUGUGUGACAAUGUCGGCCACAUUUAUUUUAAAGGAUUUAUUUAUUGAUUUGAAAGUUACAGUUACGGAAAGAGGGGGAGAGUGAAUGAGCAUAUGAUGAUAUGUUUAGAAACCAUAUUUCCAGGGGCUGGCACUGUUGGGUAGUGGGUAAAGCUGCCACCUGUGGUGCUGGCAUCCCAUAUGGGUGCCGGUUCAAGACCCAGCUACUCUACUUCCAAUCCAGCUCUCUGCUAUGGCCUGGGAAAGCAGUAGAAGAUGGCCCAAGUCCUUGGGCCCCUGCACCCACAUGGGAAGACCUGGAGGAGGCUCCUGGCUCCUGGCUUUGGAUCGGCAAAGCUCUGCUGUUGCGGCCAUCUGGGGGGAGUGAACCAGCAAAUGGAAGACUUCUCUCUUUCUCUCUGCCUCUGCCUCUGCCUCUCCUCUCUCUGUGUAGCUGUGACUUUCACGAAAAAUAAAUAAAACUUAAAAAAAAAAAGAAACCAUAUUUCUGGGGCCAGUGUGGUGUAUCAGGUAAAGCCCCUGCUUGCAAUGCUGGCAUCCUAUGUUGGCACUGGUUCAAGUCCCAGCUGCUCCACUUCUGAUCCAGCUACCUGCUAAUGCUCCUGGGAAAGCAGCAGAAGAUGGUCCAAGUCCUUGGGCCCCUAGAAGCUCCUGGCUCCUGGCUUUGGAUCAGCCCAGUUCCAGCCAUUGUGGCUAUUUGGGGAGUGAAGCUGCAGAUGGAAGAUCUCUGUCUCUGUAACUCUGCCUUUCCAAUAGAUAAAUCAAUCUUAAAAAAAAAAAAAAUCAUGUUUCUAACACUGAUAUCAGAGAACUUCUAAGUGGCUUGCAUCAGUGAAUGAGUUUAUCACUUGAGAGCUUCUGAGCAUCUGUCAUGGGGCUAGUUUCUGGAGAUCCAGAGACGAAUGAGAUGGAAGAGAGCGAUGAAGAAGAGGAGGCCAUCCCCAGACAGUGUGGGGCCUCACGUGCGAGCACAGGUUGUAAGAGUAGCAGUGGGGGUCUCUCCUCCUUGAGGAGCUCCUGUUUUUGCUGAUUAGAGAAGCAGUACAGAUGAGCUGCGUGCAGGUUGAGUGGGGACAUUGCUGUCACAAGCACAGAGGCCCUGAGUGGCCUCAUGGGUGCUGGGCAACGCGGGCACUGAGGGCUUGAUGUCAGGUGGCUGGCAUCAAGAGGCUUCGGGUCUGUUAAAGGCCUUUAUGCCUCAUAUGGCAUAGAAAAGGGAUUUCAUUCUGACCUACAAAAUUGUCCAGGAAUGAUGCUGUCAUUCCACUGAAUAAACUUCAGGCUUACUGAAUGAAUAGGCAUUUAAUGUUUAAAAUAUUUAUCUUCAUUCUUUGAAAGGCAGACACAAACACACCCACACCCACACCCACACCUCCCUCCCCCACAGACAGACAGACAGACAGGGAGAGGUCUUGCAUCUGCUAGUUUAUUCCCCAAAUGCCCACAACAGCCAGGGCUCGGCGAGGCUGAAAGCAGGAGCCUGGAACUCCAUCUGACUCUUGCUGUGAGUGGCAAGGGACCCAGGUACUUGAACCAUCACCUUCUGCUUCUGCUAGUGUUCAUUAGCAGCAAGCUGGAUUGGAAGUGGAGCUGGGACUUGAACCAGGCACUCCAGUGUGGGGUGUGGGCAUCAGGAGUGGCACCUUAACCACUGUGCCCAACGCUCAGGCCAUGUGACUAGUUUUGAGCUCACAAAGUUGCUAUUUAGAAAGCCAAACAGCCACUCUUUCCAGUUCCUGCUACAGUCGAAGUUCAGGGAGUCAAGUAAGAUGUUAAGAAUAUGCAAUUAGGAUUGAAAGACAGGCCAUAAAUCCUAAAUUUGUUAUUGUAGAGCUCAUGUACUUUCCAUAGUACCACGUUGCUGCCCUGAAUUGAAGGCAAUUCAUGAGACCUGACCACUUUUCUCCCUACAGUGCAAGUCGCUUCCUUCAGCAGAGAGACUGUGUUCUGGUCAGAUCCUAACAGUGAAGAAAUUUAAACAGGUGGAGGGACAAGGGGGCUUCAAACACAUCAUAGAAAAAAGCAACCUUUUGGUGCAAAAAAAAAAAAAAAAUGAAAUCUAUGCAAGAUAUACAUUCUCUCUCUCUCUCUCAAGAAAAGAUUUACUUAUUAAUUAGAAUCACAGAGCAAUACAGAGAGGGGAAGAGAUAUAAAUCUUCCACUUGCUGAUCCGAAUGGAUGAAACAAUAGGGUUGGAGGGUUGGGCCAGGUAGAAGCUGUGGAAUUCCGUCCAGGUCUAUCACAUGGGUUUCAGGGACCCAAUUAUUUGGACCAUCCUCUUCUUCCUUCCCAGGUACAUUAGCAGGGAGGUGGAUCAGAAGCAGAGCAGCUGGGACUUGAACUGGUGCUGCAAUUUGGGCUGCUGGCUUAGCCCACUGAGCCACAACGCUGGCCCAUACACUUUUUCUUGUUAAAGAUUUCUGAUAGGGCUGGUGCUGUGGCAUAGCAGAUGAAGCUGAUGCUCAUGACACCUGCACCCCAUAUGGGCACUGGUUUAUGUCCCAGCUGCUCCACUCCCCAUCCAGCUUCCUGUAAUAUCCUAGGAAAAGCAACAGCAGAUGGCCUGAGUGUUUGGGCCCGUGCACCCACGUGGGAGGCUGUUGUGACCAUCUUGGGAGUGAAUCAUCAGAUGGAAGAUCUCUCCCUCCCUCCCUCUCUAGCUCUGACUUUCAAAUACAUCUUUAGAAAAAAAAAAAUUUCUUACAGGAUUAGAUUCAUUCUCAGGAAACAAAAAAUCAUUUUGGUCAUGUGAUGCCCUGAAUGGUUUUUCACCUUUUUGCUUUUGCCCAUUGUCUUAGAAAUACCCCUCAAAUCCAGGGAUGAAGCCGUGGUAGGCAGACGUGUGAGUGGAGCUAGAACUGGUGCUGUUGUAAGAGAAAUAACACCUGUGUCUUUUUUUGUGCUGUGAUUUUUCGCUGCAUACUUAGAAUUGACCAGAAUCUGUUCUGCUUUUGAUCACUAGAGUUUUAGAAUUCUGUUAAGUUUUUGAGAGUUUAUAAUGUUACUUUUUCAUAUAUAAGGUUACAUAGAGGUGCACAUAUGAAAUACGAUGACGCCCAAGUUAGGUGAAUUGUCUAGUUAAUUGUACUGUGCCAGUGGGUUUCUUGCACAGUAGAUUAUGUAAACUGUCGCCACUGGAGGAAGCUGGGAGUGGGGAAUGUGGAUCUUUGCAUGAUUUUGGCAGCUGCUUAUGAGUUUGUAGUUGUUUCAAAACAAAAAGUAAAAGGAAAGUAAUUAGAAUAUGUCAGUACAUUUAGUAUUAAGGAAAUCAGAUAUUAGCCUUAGACUGGAAACAAUUUGUUGUGACUAAAUCAAAGCACAAAUCACAUACUCAUGGUUCACUCGCUCACCAGGUAUUUUUGGAGUGUUUUCAUUGGUGCCAGGCCCCAUUUUGGAUGCAGAGUGGAGGAGCUGUGCCUCCCUGAGAGGAGUUAACCAGAAACUGCCUCCUGCCUUUGUUUCUGGUUUACAGUGCUGGGCUGCUUAACUCCAGGUGCAAGGGUUUCAUGUGUAUGUGUUUGCUUUCUGCGAAGGGGUCCUCAGUGUUCAUCAGAUUUCCAAAGGUUGAGGGACUACUGCUUUGGAUGAUUGCUUCUCUUGCCUGGGUUUGGAGAAGGAAUUUCAUCACACAGGGCAGCCUCUGGCAGGCUGAACCUACUGCCUCCUGAGUCAUUGUCUUUGGGAAACUUGUCUGUAUGUCUCCUUGGUUGACUGAAAGCAAAGGUGUUGGAUACUUAGAAAAAACUAUUUCCUAAACAAGACUAUUUCCAGCCGUGGAACUGAUCACGUUAGCUGUGAUUUCGGGGGUGGGCAAUGCACCCUGUAAAGCUUAUGUGAAUAAAGAAACGUCUCAUGUUUCUGAAGAGGCAUUUGCAUGGUGUAUGCUGGACCCCUGUGGGCACUGCCUCCUCCAGCCCAAGUGGCCAGCUUGCUGGAUGCAUCUCUUACCCCCUCCUCCCCGACUGUGCAGGCUUUGUGCAGGACAAGCAGGAAGUUCGCAGUGCUUCACACGCUCUUGCCUCUCUGUGCAGCUGACACAGCUGUGUGGUUUUUCUCUCAAAGAGAAAGAGAAUCAGUGUGGAACUUGAAUCGGGUCUACCUUGCCCUGCGACUUGCAGAUGUGCCUCUUGCUGACAGGUGGCACAAAUGACAGGAUUGCAUUUUAAAGGGCCGAGCUGCUCUCGUAGAAUGAGGGGUUUCAUGUGAGAGAAGCGCAUUUUGGGCUAUAGCACAUCUGGUGAGAAUUUAGCCAGGUAGCUUCCCAGCAGCCUCCCGUCUCUGAUCCUUGGCUCUUUGGCUGAGGGCUGAACUCACUGGUGUUCUUCCCUCAGCACCCGUAGGGUAUGGCGUCCUGGACGGUUCAGGGAUUUUCUUGUUCAGGGAUUUUCUUGUUUGGAGAUCUUUGUGUUGAAGCACUGUUUGUACUGCACAGGUGGUAUUCACCCAGGAAUGCAUGGGAACUCCCCACACUGAGCAAAGAAGCCUGCUGCCAGCGUACUUCGUGCUGCUUUGUCUUAAAAAUCCUCACAGUCCUCAACUGGCUCUGCCUCCUGUCCGUUUCCAACCUAGAUGAGGAGAGUCGCUGGACAGUGCACUACACUGCCCCAUGGCACCAGCAGGAAAAUGUCUUCCUACCCGCCACUAGACCCCCAUGCGUUGAGGACCUGCACCGCCAAGCCAAGCUCAACCUCAAAUCAGUAUUGAGGGAAUGUGAUAAACUGAGGCGCGAUGGUUACCGAAGUUCUCAGUACUACUCUCAGGGACCCACCUUUGCAGCCAACUCCAGCCCGGGAGGCGAGGAUGACCAGGAUGACGAUGCUGAAACAGAUCACAAGUGUUCUCUGUCUUCAUCAGAAGAAGACAGACUCAUUUCCAUCCGGAGACCUAAAACACCAACCUCAGGGGACUUCUCUGACCUGCACACUCAGACCAACUGGACCAGGUCACUUCCACUGCCCACCCCAGAAGAGAAGAUGCGGCAGCAGGCACAGACCGUCCAGGCUGAUGUGGUUCCUAUUAACAUAACCGGGGAGAAUUUCGAUCGCCAGGCCAGCCUUCGGCGGUCUCUAAUUUACACAGAGACUCUGGUAAGACGACCGAAGAAAGUCAAAAGGAGAAAGACUAUUACAGGAAUCCCUGACAACAUACAGAAGGAGCUAGCGUCAGGCACCAGCCAGGAGGACAUCGGUGGCCACUCUGUGUCCACCCCUGAGCACUACUCUACACUAGGAAGGCUUGAUGGCUAUCACCUUGCUGGGCAGCGCUCGGAAACCCGGGACUCCAGCAGCCAGACCGAGGACAUGAAGGUGGUGCCACCUUCCGUGAGAAGAAUCAGGGCAUACAAGGGGCAAGGCAUCGCUGCCCAGAUGAGCCACCUCCCAGGCUCUUCCGGGAACAUGUCAGUGCUGAGCGACUCAGCAGGGAUCGUACUCCCCUCUCGCCUGGACGGCGAUGCCGGCUUCCGUAGUCUCCCACGCUCUGGGGCCAGGACACGCAUUCAGUCCCUUGAGUCACGGCUGGGUGCCCUGGGCCCUGCAGAAGAGAUGGCUGGCACUCUCCCCUACCACAGGGGUAACUUACAAGUUGAUGAAACCGUGGCUCCUCCAGGAGGUGUCUCGAGGACUGGAAUGCUUCUGAGACCCCGAUCCCAGGAGCUGAGGCCCUUGGAGAGUGAAAACCUCACCAGCCCUGCAUGCGUGGUCUCUCCCCAUGCCAGCUACUCCACCAGCAUCAUCCCCAACGCCACGCUGUCCUCCUCUUCGGAGGUCAUCGUCAUCCACAGUGCUCAGAGUGCAGGGCAGCUGGACAGAAUUAGCAGCUCGUCGUCAUACCCGAAGGUCACACCCAGAGACCACCUCGCCGCCAGGCGUGCUGCGAAGGAUGGCCAUCAGCCUCCCAGUGGUCACUGGAGUGGCGGCCCCACCAUCAUCCUUUCACAGGCCUUAGACCCCCGGGGCCCAGGGCUGUCCCUCUGUGAUUCAGCAAAUAGGGAGAACGGGGCCCACGUGGUGCCCUAUCACUGUAGGAACAAUCUGAGCUUCCCAGGCCACGCCCAGGAUGUGGAUUCCAAGAGCGAGUCCAGUUCUUCUGGGGGCAGAGGGCACGGCUCAUCCGAGCCCUGGGAAUCCCAAGCCUCGGGUCCUGGCCGUGCAUCCCCACUGAAGCCGUAUCCAGCCACUCCGGGUUACUCCACUCCCACAAGUAACAUGAGCAGCGGCAGUUUGGACAACAAGGAAGACGGCGGCUCCGUGUAUUCGGAGGACCACGAUGGCUCCUCCCCGUCGCUGCUGCGCACGGACUCUGCGCGCGGGUCUGGCCACCUGGGCAGUAGCGCUGAAGGCUUUGGGAACCCCAGGCACAGCGUGGUCAAUGUCUUCGAUGGCAGAGCUCAGAAAAGCCAGGGGGACCGGCCCCAUGAUCACGAUAAAUCCCUUUCGAGAAGCAUCUCUCUGAAGAAAGCCAAGAAGCCUCCCCUGCCACCAUCCCGGACAGACUCCCUCCGCAGGGGCCCCAAAAAGAGCGGCCAGGCCAAUGGGCAGGUGCUCAACGAGAGUCUGAUCGCCACGCUCCAGCACUCGCUGCAGCUGAGCCUGCCGGGCAGGGGCGGCAGCUCGCCCUCGCAGAGCCCCUGCAGUGACCUGGAGGAGCCCUGGCUGCCGCGCUCGCGGAGCCAGAGCACGGUCAGCGCUGGCAGCAGCCUGGCCUCCGCCACCACCGCCAACGUGCACUCCCCGUGUGGGGCCACGCCCUCACAGAGCGACACGAGCAGCGUCAAGUCCGAGUACACUGACCCCUGGGGCUACUACAUCGACUACACCAGCAUGAGUGAACACCCGGGGAACCCAGGGGUGCCCACAGCCAACGGGCCAGCGCGCCUGGUCCCUGAGGGAGCCAGGGCCGCAGUGCCUCCCAUGUCCAGUGCCUCCACCAAGCCAAAGAUCCCAUCGCCGGAGAAGUCCCACCGAGUCACCUCCCCGUCCAGUGGGUACUCCAGCCAGUCCAACACACCCACCGCGCUCACCCCGGUGCCCGUGUUCCUCAAGUCAGCAUCACCCGCCAAUGGCAAGGGCAAGGCCAAGCCCAAGGUGCCGGAGAGGAAGUCCUCUCUGAUCUCGUCCGUGUCCGUCUCCUCCUCGUCCACCUCGCUCUCCUCCAAUGCCUCCACUGAAGGCAGCGGCACCGUGAAGCGGCUGGAGCCAGCCCUGGCCUCACCGCCUGCUCCCCCUGCCGCAUGCCCGCCGGGCUCCCCUCUGCCUCGCUCUCCGGUGUUCCCCCCUCCGCCACCAGAAGCCCUCGCGCCCUUCUGCUCCCCGACCUCCGACGCGGGCCUUCCGCCUCCUCCACCGCUCAGCCCUCUGCUCCUAGACGCAGCGGCUUCCUUGCCAGCGCCUCCUCCUCUCCUGCCCCUCUCAGAGCCCCCGCCUGCCCCACCGCUGGACCCCAUAUUCCUGAAGGACCCCAGGCCCUCACUGAGGAGCUCCAGCCAGCCCGAGCCCCUCCGGGACACCUUGAGGUCGCCUCCCAACAAGGAGGAGAGCAGCAGGCCCUCCCUGCCGCUCAUCACUACCGAGGUGCUGCAGAUGGUGCAGUUGAGGCCGGUGAGGAAGAGCCCGGACGCCAAGGCGGCAUCGGUGCCCGAGCACGCAGCUCAGGAACAAGGAACCCCAGCCGCUCCGCAGUACCACUUAAAGCCAUCUGCCGUUCUGAAAGCCCGAAAUAGCAUAAAUGAAAUGGAGAGCGAAAGCCAGCCUGCCUCCCUGACGAGCUUGCUUCCGACGCCUGCCAAGAACUCCAGUCAGGGUGACCAUGACCGAGCAGCAGAGCGGGGCAGCCCUCCGAGUCGCAGCCAUGGAGCUCCGUGCCUGGCAGCCGGCGAGGCAGAGUCUCAGCCUGGCCCCAGGACCGCCCCCCUCGCAGACUCUUCUCCCAGCAGGAAGCCACCCCCCAUUUCCAAGAAGCCCAAACUGUUCCUGGUGGUGCCACCUCCGCAGAGAGAUUGCGCCGCGGAGCCUGUGGAGAACGUGAGCGUUGCUUUCCGAGCCACCCCCAGCCCCAGCAGGACUGAGGAGGGCUCCGUGCACAGCCAAGGGGCCCCUGCCAGCUCUCAUGAGCCAGACCCCAGCAGCUCGAUUCUGGAGGCAGGCGCUGCAGGACCCGAACCCCCCGUCACAGUGGAAGCCGAUGUCCCCAUGGUACAGCCCGAGUCCUUGCCAACCCCCAAGCAGGAAGAGCCAGCCCAGAGUAGUGCGGAUGAUGGGGCCAAUGUGGAGAGCAGUCUGUCUCACCAGAGCACAGAAGCUGAAGUGCUGGAGACCGACACAGGCGGGGCUGCCUCCGAGUCUUGUGAGCCCGCUAAGGAAGACGGCAGUGAUGAGGUGAUGACCCCCAGCCGGCCCAGGACCACCGAGGACCUUUUUGCAGCUAUUCACAGAUCCAAAAGGAAAGUCCUUGGCCGCAAAGAUUCCGACGAGGAUCACUCCCGAAACCACUCUCCCUCCCCGCCCGUCACGCCCACCGGCUCCGCCCCGAGCCUGGCCUCCCCCAAGCAGGUGGGGUCCAUUCAGAGAAGCGUGCGGAAGAGCAGCACCAGCAGCGACAACUUCAAAGCUCUCUUGCUGAAGAAGGGCAGCCGCUCCGACACGGGCGCCCGCAUGUCCGCGGCGGAAAUGCUCAAGAACACUGACCCCCGGUUCCAGAGGUCCAGGUCGGAGCCUUCGCCUGACACCCCCGAGAGCCCGUCCAGCUGCUCCCCGAGCAAGAACAGAAAGGCCCAGGAGGAGUGGGCCCGGAGCGAAGGCCUCAUGCCGAGGAGCCUGUCCUUCUCGGGCCCCAGGUACGGCCGCAGCCGAGCGCCGCCCUCGGCAGCCAGCAGCAGGUACAGCGUGCGCAAUCGCAUCCAGAGCAGCCCCAUGACGGUCAUCUCAGAGGGAGAGGGGGAAGGCGUGGAGCCCACGGACCACAGAGCUCGCCACGGCCUGGCCGCUGCCAAGGGACGUUCUCUGGACGGACUGGCAGGGGAUGCGAUGGACCAGGAGGGGGUUCUGUUGCGAGGCGUGGAGUCUGCAGAUGGGACGGCAGGUGCAGAGGACGGGGGUCCAUCAGAACAGCAUGGAGGUGCCCGGGAGGAGGAGGGUUAGGGAGAAACCCCCGGGGAACGGGGAGCUGGGCAGUCAAUGCAUAGCUCUGGGAGGCCCGCGGGCCCUUUCCUGCCUUGCCCAGGAUCGGAUCACACUCAGUGUGUCCGUGUUGUGGGCCCCAGUGCACCAGGCCUGCACCUAAGGAGGGGUCAUUUCAGACUCACCUGCCACUUGCCCUGUGGCUUCAAAGCAAGUAGAAGCUUCAACUUCGGAAAGUGCUUCCUGGGGAAGAUUUUUUUUUUUUUUUUUUUUGUAUUCUUAUUUGCUCAAGGCUGGGGGUAUGUGUGGGGCAUGUGUGUGCGUUUUGAACACUUUUCUAUUUUUAAGAAACACACACAGCAUUACGGAAGUAGGAGCCAGAACGGCAGAGGUAAACCAGGUAGAGGAAGGGAGUCUACGGGUGGAUGGAAAUGAGGGCGCUCCCAGGGCUGGGAAAAGUCCGGGGCUGCAAAGGGGGUGCUGGGUUGGCCGGUUCUGAAGGCGCAGACCACGUGGACAUUGGUGCACCGCACUGCGGCUGCAAGGCUGAGCACGGGGGACGCAAAGGAGCUGCAACAGGGCUUCUCUGAUGCUUUGGUUCAGGUACUUUUUUUCGGGGGGAGGGAGAGGUUUUUGUUUCUUUUUUUGUAAAAAUGAUCAACUUGGAAGUGGCAACGCCGUAGAACUUGGUGCCCGCUGCUGUGCAGCCACAGAUGCUCCAUUUGGAGCCAGACUUUUAGAAGCGUGGGUGAUUUUUAGAUGCAUUUCCCCCCUGGAGUAGCAGCCAAGACCUUUUUCGAGAAUUGAACUGAUGGUGUAGACACUGACAGUGUAGACAAGACGGGGGGGGGGGGGGAGAAGCGCAGGAAGGGGUAGGGGCAACGUGAUACACUGCUGGGAUUUGUUUCCUGCUUAUUGAAUAAAAUUAUUUUUCAGAAUUAAAUUUGAAAACUUGCACUAUAGAACUGAACUGUGGGUGGAGCUUUUCUUUUACAACAGUUUUUUACUCGAGUUUUAACUCCAUUUGGCAAUUUCUUAUCACUUGAAAUGUCAACAUUUGCUAACUUUUGGAUAUCCUUUUGGUUACACCAAAGAAAAAAGAUGGCUAUUUUUUCCUUAAGCUGCCUGCAGUUUUCAUGACCUAACUUAGAAAGGUUUAUCAAAAAUCUAUUAUAUAUUAUCACACUUUGAAGAAAAUACUGAAUAGCUCUUGUUAGUCAAAUAAACUGAUAAAAACUGGUAGGGCUUGGCUAUUAAUUGGCCCUGGGAAAUGAGUUGUUAGAUUAAAAAGUGGUUUUUUUUUGCAUCCUUUGGUUUGUGUGUUUUUGUAUUUGUUUGUGCAUAAUUCAGUUGCUAAUCACCUUCUAAUCUUCUCCAAGCCGAGUUUCAACACUUUCAGGCAUGGGAGAAAAGUGUGUACCGUAUUUAUUUAAUGUAAUGUUCCUGUGGCCCUCACCCUCACUCCCGCCCAACUUCUGUGUACCUGGACUCCUUUAUUUGUGACUUCAAUAAAGCAGAGUCUUGUCCUGUUCAUUAGGACUUUGGAUGACAA